AUUCAUCAUGAAAUUGUUGAUAGCACUGACUUUGUUAUUGGGCACGGCCAGUGCCGUGUCCUUCUUUGAGGUCGUUGUCGAGGAAUGGGAGGCCUGGAAAUUCGUCCAUGGCCAGAACUACUCGACUCCGGCUGAGGAGAAAUUCCGCAUGAAGGUGUUCAUGGAGAACAAGGCCAAGGUGGCCAAACACAAUCAUCGAGCUCAUCGAGGCCAACACACCUACUUCUUGAAGAUGAACAAGUAUGGAGAUCUCCUCCACCACGAGUUUGUCAAUCAAAUGAACGGCUUCCGUAAUGACCUCAAUAAGAAACCGUCUCUUUUGGGAGCCACCUUUAUCUCGCCCGCUAAUGUUAAGGUCCCCAACGAAGUUGACUGGAGAACCAAAGGUGCCGUCACUCCUGUCAAGGAUCAAGGCCAAUGUGGAUCCUGUUGGGCAUUCUCUACUACUGGAUCUUUGGAAGGACAACAUUUCCGCAAGACUGGCAAGAUGGUCUCGUUGUCGGAACAGAACUUGAUUGAUUGUUCAGAAUCCUUCGGUAACCAUGGCUGUAAUGGGGGCCUUAUGGACUUGGCCUUUCAAUACAUCAAAGACAACGGUGGGAUCGACACUGAAACGUCUUAUCCAUAUGAAGGCAAAGAUGCCUCGUGCCGAUUCCAAGCCAAAAAUGUGGGUGCUCGUGACAAGGGAUUCGUCGAUUUACCACCUGGCGAUGAAGAGAAGCUGAAAGAAGCUGUUGCCACGAUGGGACCCGUCUCGGUGGCCAUUGAUGCUUCUCACGAAUCGUUCCAAUUCUAUUCUGAAGGGGUUUAUGAUGAGCCCGAGUGUGAUUCUGGCUCGCUUGAUCAUGGAGUCUUGGUCGUUGGAUAUGGAUCCGACAAUGGAUCCGACUAUUGGUUGGUGAAGAACUCGUGGAGUACCAAAUGGGGAGAUGCUGGUUUCAUCAAGAUGGCCAGGAAUAAGAAUAACCAAUGUGGAAUCGCCUCAUCAGCCUCUUAUCCCCUUGUGUAAACUAGAAAUGCUAUUUUCAUUCAGCCUCGCUUUUUUUAUUUGUCCUUUUUAUUUCAAACGUAAUUCACGUACAUGUGAAUAAGAAAUCAUAUUGUGGA
Messenger RNA from Tigriopus californicus, 1107 nucleotides. Its product is annotated as procathepsin L-like. Gene Ontology annotation, cellular component: lysosome. Gene Ontology annotation, molecular function: cysteine-type endopeptidase activity. The record is from RefSeq and is a predicted model, not a curated record. Gene Ontology annotation, biological process: immune response. NCBI's taxonomy places the organism in Eukaryota, Metazoa, Arthropoda, Copepoda, Harpacticoida, Harpacticidae.